Daphnia magna is the source of this 2097-nucleotide messenger RNA. Its product is annotated as ATP-dependent DNA helicase pif1-like. Gene Ontology annotation, molecular function: DNA helicase activity. The coding region runs from base 1 to 2097 and encodes 698 amino acids. The transcript is spliced from 2 exons. The record is from RefSeq and is a predicted model, not a curated record. NCBI's taxonomy places the organism in Eukaryota, Metazoa, Arthropoda, Branchiopoda, Diplostraca, Daphniidae. Gene Ontology annotation, biological process: DNA repair; telomere maintenance.
AUGCAAGCCGCCAUCAAUGCCGCUUCGAGAGACACCAACUUGACUGCUUUCUUCAAGUUGAAUCGCGUCGACGAGAGCGCACGGCAAUAUUUCUACAGAGAAAUUCCUCACCACUACGUUUUCAUCAAGAAAACCAAUUCGUGUAAGCCUCGCAUGAAACGGGCCAAGAUCAUCGGUCGCCUAUACACGGGCCAACAAGCUUUGAAGAUUUGCGACACAGUCGACCAGAUUGUACAUCCCACUUUUAAAGCGGCAGCAAUAGCACUGAUUUUGCUGGAAGACGACACAGCUUGGGCUAGAGCCAUGCAAGAAGCGGCAGCAUUCCAAAUGCCUCUUCAGCUGAGGCAGCUUUUUGUCGACAUUUGCCUCUUCUCUAAUCCCUCCGACGCUCUGCAUCUGUUUGAAAUCAACCUGAACCAUCUGAUAGAAUACUACAUUAGAAGCGGGCAUGAAGCCAACGUGGCCAAGAACUUGACAUUGAAAUGGAUUCAGAACAAGCUACGUCUCCACAAUCAGACGAUGGAAGAUCUCUCCUUGACUGUCCCGGAUUUCCAUCUGAUUAACCAACUGGUCGAAGCUCAGAUGGAAGAGAACAACGAAAACAGUCAAAGAGAAAAGAGACUGAUGGGCGAAAUGAUGUUGGCGCAACUCAACGAUGGGCAACGCGCAGCCUUUGAUCAAGUCAUGACUGCUGUCAACGAUGUCAACAACUCACAUCCGCGGCAGUAUUUCCUAGACGGUCCUGGAGGAACGGGAAAGACCUUUCUCUACAACACCCUAAUCACCGUCCUCCAAGGCCAAGGGAGACAAGUCAUCGCAGUGGCUUCCACGGGGUACGCGUCAAAUUUGUUACUGGACGGAACAACUUACUAUUCGCAGUUCAAGAUUUAUCCUCCAAUAACAGAGACGACACGAUCGAAAAUCGAAGAAGCUAGCUACAACGCGCAACUGAUCAGAAACGCCAGUCUCAUAAUUUCAGACGAAGCCACCAUGAAGACCAACCACGCCCUCGACGCGAUCAAUCAUCUUUUCCAAACUGUCAUGAAGAAUCGCGUCGAUCCCUACGGUGGCAAAGUUCUCUUGCUCGGCGGCGAUUUUAGACAGUUCUUGCCCGUUGUGAGACACGGAAACAGGGUAAAAAUCAUCGAAGGGACCAUCACCAAUAACGCGACUUGGCCUCUUUUUCGACAGCUUCAAUUGGUGCAAAACAUGCGCACCGCCGAUGGUAGUCAAGAUUUCGCUGAUUGGCUCAUUCAACUGGGAAACGGAUCUUUGGCACAAACACCGCGGCUCAAUGACCCAGAUCUCAUCGAAAUUCCGCAAGACCUUCUCAACAUUCGAACUAACUUAAUCGAACACGUCUUUGGCGAUCCAUCGGAUCUCUUAAACGAAAGCAUCAGAGAACAAGUUUGUAACCGGGCUAUUCUAUGUCCCAAGAAUGAAGACUGUCUUAUGAUCAACAACAAGAUCAUUGGCGAGAUGCCUGUUGCGUUGAAAUUCUGCAAAAGUAUCGACAUUAUCGAUUCAGAGGACCCAAAGGAAAUUUCCAACUACCCUCCGGAAAUUUUUAAUACCUUCAACGUCUCCGGGCUACCACUGCACCAACUGAAACUGAAAAUAGGAGCCAUCGUCAUUCUUCUCAAGAACAUUGACUCGCGACAGGGACUUUGCAACGGCACGAGGCUCAUCAUCAAGGCGCUCAGCGGUAACCUGAUUGUGGCAGAGAUCGUGGCCGGGAAACACAAAGGACACAACGUCUUCCUUCCGCGGAUGUCCAUGUCUCCCACCGACUCUGACUUGCCCUUCAAACUCAAAAGAUUGCAGUUUCCUGUGCUUGUGGCUUUCGCUAUGACCAUCAACAAGUCACAGGGACAGACUUUUGAGCGAGUAGGCAUCUACCUUCCUGAAUCCGUCUUCAGCCACGGCCAACUAUACGUUGCGUUCUCACGAGCCACAUCGAGGGAAGGUGUUAAAAUUCAGUGCGAAGAAACGGACAAACAAGGCAAGCUACUUCGGAAUCUUCCGCAAUCCACGGAGCAAGACAAAAACAAGGUUUUCACCAAAAACGUUGUUUACAAAGCAGUUCUCCUCGAAUAG